AUGCAGGGAGAAUUCAAUGGUCUUAAAACUUUGAUUAUGAAAGAUACUCCUUCGGCAUAUAGUGUACAUUGUUUUGCUCAUCAAUUACAAUUGACUCUUGUAGCUGUUGCAAAGAAGCAUCAUGAGGUAGAUCAAUUUUUUGAUAUUCUUGCUAAUGUUUUGAAUGUUGUUGGAGGAUCUUUUAAGCGCAGGGAGAUGCAUAGAGAUGAUCAAAUAGAAAAAUUAGAAGAAUUAUUGAUGCUCGGUGAAGUUCAUACAAGAAGUGGAUUGAAUCAAGAACUUAGACUUCAAAGGGCAGGAGAUACUCAUUGGAGUUCUCAUUUUAAAACAGUGCACAACUUUAUUAAAUUAUUCUCCUCAAUUAUUCAUGUACUAGGAGUUCUUGCUAAGGAGGGUUCAAAUUACCAAGAGAAAUCAUUGGCAAAGAGUUUAGUAGAUGACAUAAGAUCUUAUGAGUUUGUGUAUACGUUGCAUUUGAUGUUAAAAGUAUUGGCAAUUACACAUGAUUUGAAUAUGGCUUUGCAAAGAAAAGAUCAAGAUAUCAUUACUUCUAUGAACCUUGUUGGCUUCACAAAGAGACAGUUGCAAUCUAUGAGAGAUUCUAAAAGGGAUUCUUUGGUAAAUGAUGUUUCUUUAUUUUGUGCCAAACAUGAUAUUGUGAUUCCCGAAAUGAAUAAGAAUUAUGCUCUUGAAAAGUCAAAGCGUAAGAUUUCAAGUAUCACAUAUUCUCAUCAUUUGCGUGUUGAAAUUUUUAAUGCUGAAAUUGAUUUGCAACUUGCUGAGCUUAACAGUCGUUUUGAUGAAGUGAAUACUGAUCUACUUCUUGGUAUGGCUAGUUUGAGUCCAGAUAACUUUUUUGUAAAUUAUGAUAAAAAUAGGAUUAUAAAAAUUGCUACCUAUAAUUGGGAUGAGUUUAGUGCUUCCAUGCUUGAGGAUCGUAGUUUUGAGCUUGACAAUUAUAUUGACUAUGUGCGACAAGGGAAUAAUGAUUUCUCUAACUUGAAAAGACUUGGGGAUCUUUCAGAGACAUUGGUGAAAACAAAUUUGCACAAGACUUGGAGACUUGUUUAUUUGCUUGUGAAGUUGAGUUUAAUAUUACCUGUGGCGACUGCAACGGUGGAAAGAGCUUUCUCUUCGAUGAAAUAUAUUAAGAAUGACCUGCGUAGCAAAAUUGGUGAUGAUUUUUUGAAUAAUUGUUUAGUUUGUUAUAUAGAGAAUGGGGUAUUUGAAACUGUACCUAAUGAAGCGAUUAUUGAUCGUUUUCAAAACAUGACAAGUCGUUGA
Capsicum annuum is the source of this 1284-nucleotide messenger RNA. RefSeq lists its product as uncharacterized. The transcript has a single exon. NCBI's taxonomy places the organism in Eukaryota, Viridiplantae, Streptophyta, Magnoliopsida, Solanales, Solanaceae. Bases 1 to 1284 code for a protein of 427 amino acids. The record is from RefSeq and is a predicted model, not a curated record.